Chaetomium fimeti is the source of this 1887-nucleotide messenger RNA. RefSeq lists its product as uncharacterized. The coding region runs from base 1 to 1887 and encodes 628 amino acids. The transcript is spliced from 5 exons. The record is from RefSeq and is a predicted model, not a curated record. Gene Ontology annotation, biological process: regulation of transcription by RNA polymerase II; DNA-templated transcription. Gene Ontology annotation, molecular function: RNA polymerase II cis-regulatory region sequence-specific DNA binding; DNA-binding transcription activator activity, RNA polymerase II-specific; zinc ion binding. Lineage: Eukaryota; Fungi; Ascomycota; Sordariomycetes; Sordariales; Chaetomiaceae. Gene Ontology annotation, cellular component: nucleus.
AUGCGCCAGCGGAUAGACCACUUGGAGGACCUGGUCAAAAAGCUCAUUCAAGAGCGACAGCCUGUCUCGACACCCACCAAAAUCACAGUUCCUACCGCUGAACGCCCCAGCCCCGAGCCGGAACCGGACCUAUCUAGUGGGACUGGAAAGACAGUCAUGGAUGGUAUGCAUUCUGUCUAUGUCAGCGGGAGUGAUUGGCACGUCGUGCUUGAGGAGAUCAGGGAACUCAAGAGAGCAUGUAACGAGGACGAGGAUGACAGCAUGAGCGACUAUAGCAUUGCUCCCGCGCUUUCAUAUACUGUUGAUGGUUCGAGUCUGCUUUUUCACCAAGUUAAGCCAAUGGAAAAGAUGGAGAUUCUUUCCACCCUGCCAUCCAGGUUCGAGGUUGAUCAGCUCAUCUCCUAUUUCUUUGACCUGGCGUUUCCCAUCCAUCUUCCCCCUAUCCUCCAUAAACCGACCUUCAUGCGCGAGUACAACGAGCACUGGGAGAACCAGUCCCGGACUAGCUUUAUCUGGCUCGGCCUCCUAUUCUCCAUUCUCGGCAUCACUAUGCUUGCGUACCACCAGCACGGGGAGCCACCAAAGUACAAAGGGGUUUCUGAGCCGCUCUUCCAGCUAUAUCGCAUACGUACAUCGCAAUGCCUGCUGAGCGGAGACAUAACAAAGUGUCUCCCCUACACCGUCGGGACACUACGCUUCAAUGCCACGGCCGAGCUCAAUCGCCAAGACGACAACCGCCGCGGUCUCUGGAUCAUGUCUGCCGUCGUUGUCCGCGCCGCCAUCAACAUGGGUUAUCACCGCGACCCCUCCCGAAUCCGAGGCAUAUCCGCCCUACAAGCCGAAUACCGCCGCCGCGUCUGGUACUCCGUCAACAGCAUGGACGACAUGGCCUCCUUCCUCGGCGGCUUUCCCCGCAUGACAUCAGCCAUCUCCGCGGACACGGCCGAGCCCCGCAACCUUCACGACUGGGAACUGUCCCCAGACACAUCCGUAGUGCCCCCUUCCCGCCCCCUAACCGAAUCCACCCUAGCAACCUACCUAAUCAUCAAAGGUCGCCUGUUCCGCGCCCUGGGUCGUGUAGCAGACUUCAACAGCGCCCCCACGCUCGGGUCGUACGAGACCCUGCGAGAGGUCGACGGCGCCCUGCAGGAGGCAUAUCAGGGCCUGGAACUGAUGUCCACCACCGCUGCCCCUGCCGCUGUCGGGAACGGGGAUGGGCGUAAGGCCGGGGCCUCGGCCGACAACAUGUUUCCCUACUUCGGUAUGCUGGGCAUGUACCACAGUGGCGUGUGCACACUACACCGCAGGUUCAUGGCCAAGGCGCGGGGCAAUACUCAGUUUGGACUUUCGAGAGAGAGGUGUAUCGCGUCUGCGCUGGCGCUGGUCGAAAUGCAGCAAACUCUGGAGACGGGGUUUUACAAGUACUGGCAGACGAGGCAGAUGAUGACGCUUGCAGCUAUGGUCUUGUGUCUCGAGCUGGAGCUGCGGCGGAAGCCUUCCGAUAGGGGGGGUAGUGAUGGGAAUGUAGCUACGUCUCCGGAUAGUGGCGUGCUGUUGGGGGUGUUGGACCAGGCGUGUGCUCGUUGGGCGGAGGCGAUAGGUACGUGUGAGGAGGCGGGGAAGGUCUAUCGCCUCCUCGUCAGCAUGCUCGCGGGGUUCCGGACAGGGGCUGGGAAAGGGGUUGGGGAGGAUGUUGGUGCUUUGGAAGCCCCCAUGGUACCAAUGGAGGGGCUCUUCGAGCUCUUGAGCCCGCAGGUCGGCGAACCGAAUGGGCUUUCCGCCUUGGACAAGGACCUAUCUAGUAUUGAGUUUGACUCGGAUGUAUGGGAUGCCUUUAUGGGGUACGACGAGGCAAGUGGCAGUUACAAGUCCGCCCCUUUUUACUGA